Molecule: messenger RNA, 3274 nt
Organism: Conger conger (European conger)
Lineage: Eukaryota; Metazoa; Chordata; Actinopteri; Anguilliformes; Congridae
Gene: cip2a
Product: cellular inhibitor of PP2A
Exons: 22
Coding region: 141-2840 (899 amino acids)
Source: RefSeq, a predicted model, not a curated record
AAGUUAAGUUAUUCGGAAGCAGUGCAAUGCCGUAGGUCAACAAUAACAGUGGAGGUUUUACGUGCAUUUAACAAUAGAAACGCUAGAUUGUGACAACAUCAGACCGGCAACGUUAUUGUUGUAUUCCUGUUAUACAGAGGAUGGACGCAACUACGUGUUUGAAAUCAAUGUUGCUAGUCAUCCGUCAAUACAGAAACAACAGAUCUGCGGCCAAUGCAUCACAACUCAAGAGACAGAUUGAUGACUUGGCUGGUGUGAAGUGUGGCAGGUUGCUGGUGUCCGGCCAGGUGCUGCCCAGUGAGUGCCUAAGUGGGUUGGUCGAGCUGGCGGGGGACCCCAACACUAGCCCUGCCCUCACAGGAACCAUCAUCUCCCUGCUGGCCCAGCUUGCAGCUUCUGACGAUGAAAGCAGAGAGGCCCUCCUCAGCAGCUAUAACCUCACAGGCACUUUGGCCUCUGUUAUCCACUGCAACAGUGCCACCCCCAGGGAGCCUGUUGUAUUGCAGUGCCUACCAGUCUUACAGAAGCUCACCUACAACAUGAGGAUUCCCCACUGUACCCCUUACAUGGAUGAGCUCAUAGCCUUCCUCAUACACCAUGUCCAAUCUCCUAAUGAAGACCUCACAAUGCCCUGCCUGGGUGUACUGGCAAACCUGUGUCGGAGCAAUCCAUUUGUGCAGACACACGUCAAAUCAUUGAGCCAUGUUAAAGCUUUCUACAGGACACUCAUAAACUUCCUGGCACACAGUAGCCUGACUGUGGUGGUGUUUGCACUAUCCAUAUUGGCCAGCCUCACCCUGAACGAAGAGGUUGGGGAGAAGCUGUUCCAUGCAAAGAACAUAUACCAGACCUUCCAGCUCAUAUUCAACAUCAUUGUCAAUGGUGAUGGAACUUUGACCUGCAAGUAUGCUGUAGAUCUUCUAGUGGAUCUGCUGAAGAACCCCAAGAUUGCAGAUUACCUCACCAGGUACGAGCACUUCUCGCUCUGUCUGUCUCAAGUACUUGGCCUGCUGCAUGGAAAGGACCCAGACUCGGCCGCCAAGGUUUUGGAGCUGCUGGUUGCUCUGUGCUCAGUGCCGGGCCUGCGCAGGCAGCUGUGUCAGAGUGUGUUACGAGCCCCGGGGCCCCGCCUGCAGGCUUUGGCAAAGAAGGAUGGGCAGGGUCGCGGGCCGGAGCCGGACCCAGGGCUGGCGCUGCUGCAGUGGGCCAGCCUGCCCUUGGACAGGCCUGAAACCUGCUACCUGCAGGCUCUGACACUGUUCGCGGAGCUGUUUGAGGAGGUGGCCGUGUCUCUCCCGUCUGGGUCAGCCCGAGCCUUUCUGGACCUCCUGCUGCCGGUGCUGCUGGGCUUGCUUCAGGGUCCAGGCAUGCCGCUCAGUGAGCUGCAGGUGAAGAAGCACUGUGUUCGGGCUGCCCGUGUGAUGGAUCUGCUGCUUGUGCUGAGCUCGCAUGAUGAGAUGAAGAUGCAAGUGUCCCAGCAGCUCAGCUCCCAGCUCUGCGUGUCACAGGUGGAACUCCUGCUCUCCAAUAGCCAUAUGGACACAGGCUUCGGCUGCCCAGCCACCAGCUCUGACCUCAGCCAGGUGGGUGCGGAGGUGGUCCUGAAGGUUCUGCAGCUAAUGAGCCAGUUCAAACAGGUCGUCCGGGAUAUGGAAACCAGCUUCUACAGGAUUUUGCAGGACCAGCGGAUGGUCACGCCCUUGUCCCUGGCCCUGGCUUCGGACCGCAGGGAACAUGUGCAAACUGCACUGCGGAUCCUUCUGGAAGCUGCACCCCUCCCUGAUUUCCCUGCAAUUGUCCUGGGAGAAUGUAUUGCUGCCAACAAUGCAUACCGACAUCGGGAGGUGGAGCUGUCCAUACAGUCUCCACCCACAUUAGGGAGGACCUUCCCCACGAUGAGUGCUAACCCUCCCAGCUCGUCCCCCCAUAGCAUACACAACCUCAUCGAGAAGCUUCAGAGCGGAAUGGAGUUACAGGAGCAGGUGAAGGACGUGCGAGUGUCGGAGAUCAUGGAUGUGUACGAGCAGAAGAUUUGUGCACUGGCAUCUAAGGAGAGCCGUUUGCAGGACCUGCUGGAGGCCAAAGCUCUGGCGCUGUCUCAGGCUGACCGACUCAUCGCACAGUACCGCUGCCAGAGAGCACAGGCUGAGGCCGAGGCGCGGAAGCUGGCGUCCCUGCUGAAGGAGGCAGAGCGGAGGAAGGAGGAGCUGCAGGGGGACCUGAGCACUCAGAUGCUGGAGGCGGAGCGAACAAAGGCUGACAUCGAGCAGCUGCUGCAGCACAACACCCGCCUGCAGACUGACUCCCAGGAGCACCAGAGUCUAAAGGGCUCCUACAAUGAGCUUCUGCACAGGUAUAGUGAGUGUGAGAGGAUGCUGAAGGAGCUGCAGACUGCCCACAUCUCUCUGAACAAACAGGCUGAUACUCUGAGAAAGCAGAACGAGAGUCUAAAACUACAUCAGGACAGACUUCUUACCCAGCUGGCAGAACAGGAGGAGCAGAUCAAAGGCCUCGAUUCAGACCUACAGGAGAGAGGAGGAGAGAUCUCAGACUUGCAGCAGGAGUUGAAGCGGCAGGACGAACGCUCCAAAGAGAGGGAGCGAGAGAGGAUGGACAUGGAGGACACCAUCGACGUGCUGAGGAAGGAGCUUAACAAGACUGAGCAGGCCAGGAAAGAUGCCAGCAUCAAGGCCUCCUCCCUGGAGCUGCAAAAGUCGCAGCUGGAGGCCAAGCUGCAGAAGAAGGACGAGGAGCUGAGUAAACACGGUCAGAUGCUUGCUAUGAUCCACACUUUUACUGGUGGAAAGCUGAAGAAUGAAACCGUCAACCUGUCUUUGUAAUGCACACACAGACAUGCUGAAAUGAUCAGCUUGUCCCAAUGACUAACCACCCCCUCCAACACCACCACCCCAAACUACAUGCAUGCAGACACACACACAGUCUCUCACACACCCACACACACACCCACACAUAGUCAAGCUGUUCAUAAGCAAAAAAGUUGUUUUUGCAAGCAACAUUUAUUUUAAAAUUUAACUUAUUGUAGCGUCCUUGCUGUCAGCAAACUCAAUUUUGAAUAGUUAAAAUCUUGCCUUCAUGAAAACAUUACCUGCAGUGAUAUGCAGGAUUUAAUAUUAUCAGUACCAACCUGUAUUUGAUUAUUACAGUUGUGUGACAGAUGUUUUAUAAAAUAAUUUUAUAUAAUCUUGUUCACAUCCAUAUCUGUGUUUUAUAUUUGUAUUAUUGUUGUCUCUUUUAAUAAAUGAUUUGGCUUAGA